GGAAAACAACAGCUGAUGCCCCCCGCGAAGAUCCCGAUGCUGUUUCGGUGAUGGAUCGUCGGCGUCGCAGGCGAGGCGGCCCACGCCCACACGCCACGAGCCCACGACGGCCGAGGGAAGGGAGAAGGGACCGACCCGGCGCCCGCGGCUGCGGUCGUUGGGCUCGGGCGCCGCGCUACCAACCAAACCAAACCCCGUAACCCCACCCCAUCUUCCCAAAAAAGCGACGAAUCGCGCAGCGCGGAAGGGGGAAUCGCUGCGAUUUCUUGUGGCCCGGCGGCUCCAGCCCCACGGCUGCCGAGCGGAUAACGAACGACUGGCGGCGGCUCGCGUCGGCCUUCCUCCUCUCCUUCUCUCUCCUCGCAUCGCAGUCGCAGCAGGCAACAAACCAAAUCGCUUACCGCCCCCGAAGCGUCUCGGUUCGCAUAGCAGAGCUGCUCUUGCAACAAGCCAAACAACCCAGUGGCUGCUAGCCGAGACAGGGGAUAGAUUGAGAGAGGCGCGCAGAUGGCGACGCCGUCGUCGUCGCUUUGCUCCAGCUUCGCCUCCCUGCGGACCGCCUCCAUCGGCCACCCCCGUGGCAUCGCCUCCUCCACGCCCAGGAAGGCAUUCCAUGUGAGGGCAUCAGCUCGGGUUGACAAGUUCUCAAAGAGUGACAUCAUCGUGUCCCCUUCGAUUCUGUCUGCAAACUUUGCGAAGCUUGGUGAUCAGGUAAAAGCUGUGGAGGUGGCAGGAUGCGACUGGAUUCAUGUUGAUGUCAUGGAUGGGCGCUUUGUGCCAAACAUCACAAUUGGACCCUUGGUUGUUGAUGCUCUGCGUCCAGUGACUGAUCUUCCGUUGGAUGUACAUCUGAUGAUUGUGGAACCUGAGCAGCGAGUCCCUGAUUUUAUCAAGGCAGGUGCUGAUAUUGUUAGUGUCCACUGUGAACAGACAUCGACCAUCCAUUUGCACCGAACAGUCAAUCAGAUUAAAAGUCUAGGAGCAAAGGCAGGAGUUGUUUUGAAUCCAGCGACUCCACUCACUGCAAUUGAUUACGUUCUUGAUGUUGUUGACCUGGUGCUGAUUAUGUCUGUGAAUCCUGGGUUUGGUGGCCAGAGCUUUAUCGAGAGUCAAGUAAAGAAAAUUGCAGAACUGAGAAGGUUAUGUGCAGAGAAGGGAGUGAACCCCUGGAUUGAGGUUGAUGGUGGUGUUGGUCCGAAAAAUGCCUACAAGGUUAUUGAAGCUGGCGCAAAUGCCAUUGUCGCAGGUUCUGCAGUUUUUGGGGCUCCAGACUACGCUGAAGCUAUCAAAGGAAUAAAGACCAGCCAAAGACCUCUAGCUGUAGCCGCAUAAAGAGCUGGACGUGUAAUCAUUUACUCUGUGCAAGUUUACCAGUGAUGCGAUCUGUAUAGAUGUGUGUCUUGUCCAGCUAUACGUAUACCGGAGAUGAAAGGAGACGGAGGCAGUGAAGAAAUAUCCUUUUUUUUCUUCUCAUUUUUCACGAGGAUGCCGUGCACUGCUCCCAGAAUGCUGUGUCCAAUUUACAAACGCACAGGUGGCACAUGAACUAGCAGAGUAGCUCUCUCUUGAAAGGAAACUGUAUUUGGGGUCGAUGAACCCUCUGGUGUUAUUCUUCAGACUGGUAAACGAUGUAACAUGUUUGAUAAUCAAUAAAGUGCGUCGUAUGGCUUUCCU
Molecule: messenger RNA, 1674 nt
Organism: Zea mays
Lineage: Eukaryota; Viridiplantae; Streptophyta; Magnoliopsida; Poales; Poaceae
Product: Ribulose-phosphate 3-epimerase
Exons: 9
Coding region: 508-1332 (274 amino acids)
Biological process (GO): carbohydrate metabolic process; pentose-phosphate shunt
Molecular function (GO): D-ribulose-phosphate 3-epimerase activity
Source: RefSeq, marked provisional